AUGUCAUUGUAUUAUCAAUUAAAAAAAAAUAUAAUAGAACCAAAAAGAGAAAUAGAAUUCAAGGACUUUAAAAUUCGAAAUCAAUAUUUAGUUGUUAAAUAACUUAAGAACAGAAACAUAUUUUAUUUCUAGAAUCUAAGUCCAUUUAGUCCUAAUAGAGUUAAACAUCUUCCAAAGUUAAGAUUGCCUAGUCUUCCUCAUUCUGAUAGCAAUUAAUAAUAUCUUUCUAAAAGUCCUAAGAAUAUUCCAUAAAGGAGCAUUAUAGAAUAUCCUUAUUUACAAUUGCUAAGUUAAUAAAGUUAAGAUUUAAAGGAAUUUGUAAUCCAAUAACGACCAGUUGAUAAACUAAUUUAAAAAAAGAAAGAAAAAACAGUAUUUUAAACAGAUGAUUUGAACUUUGAAUAUAGAUAACCUAAAAAUCUAAGGAAAUACUCCUUAUAAAUUUAAGAUGAUAAGAAGUAAUAUAUUUUACAUUAAAAUAUAGAUUUAAUUUAAGUCCAAAAAAUAAAUAAAUUUGAUUUUUUACAAUUAUUCAUAUUUAAUAUUUGUUAGAAAUUUAUAAUCAUCACUUCUAUUUUGUAAAAAACAUUGAAUUAUUAAUGGAAAAUAAUAAACAAAUUUGAUUUAAUAUAUAAGCACAUUUUAAAAUUAAAUAAAAUCUUUUUUUAUUUAAGAAAGCAUUUCAUGGGAAUUUCAAGAGACAGUAGACACAAAAGAAGACUUACUGGAGGUCGUAUGCCUAUCCAUAAGAAAAAGAGAGCCUUUGAAAAAGGAAGAUAAGCAGCAAUGACUAAAUUAGUAUCAGGAGAAAAGAGAGUAAGAAGAUUAAGAGUCAGGGGAGGAAAUUUCAAAUUCAGAGCUCUUCGUUUAUCUGAAGGCAAUUUCUCUUGGGGAAGCCAAGGAAUUGCUAAAAAAGCUAAAAUUGUUGAGGUUGUUUAUCAUCCAUCAAAUAAUGAAUUGGUAAGAACAAAGACACUUACUAGAGGAGUGAUUGUUUAAGUAGAUGCUGCUCCAUUUAGAUAAUGGUAUGCAAAGAAAUAUAAUGUAGAAUUGGGAUCAAAAAAGAAGGAUAAGAAAGUAAUUAUUAAAAUAUUAAAUUAGGAAGGACAACCUGAAUAAACUAAGAAAUCAAGAAGUCUAAUUAAGAAAUUAGAACAAAGAGCAAAGGAAAAUGCUAUUGAUGCAUUGGUUUAAGAAUAAUUUACAAAUUAAAGAUUAUUGGUAAGAAUUACAUCAAGACCAGGAUAAUCAGGUAGAGCUGAUGGUUAUAUUUUGGAAGGAAAGGAAUUAGAAUUUUAUAUUAAGAAAGUCGAAUAAAAGAAGAAAUGAU
Paramecium pentaurelia is the source of this 1330-nucleotide messenger RNA. The record is from the annotation of a GenBank genome assembly. Lineage: Eukaryota; Ciliophora; Oligohymenophorea; Peniculida; Parameciidae.